Molecule: messenger RNA, 3903 nt
Organism: Cygnus atratus (black swan)
Lineage: Eukaryota; Metazoa; Chordata; Aves; Anseriformes; Anatidae
Gene: REXO1
Product: RNA exonuclease 1 homolog
Cellular component (GO): nucleus
Molecular function (GO): exonuclease activity; nucleic acid binding
Source: RefSeq, a predicted model, not a curated record
GUGCUGGCAGCGGCGUCGCGGGGGGGGGGCCUCGCGGGCCGGGCUGCGGCGCUCCCAAGAUGGCGGCGGGCCCGGGGCGCUGAGGCGGGAGCGCGGUGCCCGGUGCCGCCCGGCGCCGCCGCCAUGCUGCGCUCCAGCGGCUACUUCCGCGGCAUCGACUGCCCCUUCCUCGGCUCCGGGGGGUCGGGGCCGGCCGGGGGCCCCCCCUGCCGCCGGCCCUACUGCCAUUUCCGACACCCCCCGGUGGCGGCGCGCUGCGGAGCCCCCGGUGCGGCCGCCGCGUUGGGUCACGGCGCAGAACGGGGCUAUGAUCCCUACAACCCAGAGCUGCCGAGGCCCUCGCUGGAGGCGGAGGAUGAUGCCCUGGCUGACGUUACGGACAUGACACCUGGCAUUCUGGAGCUGGAGCUGGUCAACAAGGCCAUUGAGGCAGUCAAAAAUGAAGUUGAGAGAGAACAGAAAAAGUAUGAGGAGCUGUUGGAAACGACAAAGGAGCUCAGUGCUUCAGAGGCCUCCUCGCUCAUUUCCAAAACACCUGUGUCAGCUGCUGUGACACAAAAUGAUUCAUUUACCUCCUUAGAGUAUAAUCCAGGUAGCUACAACUUUAAUAAUAACCCAGACUACAAUCCUACUCCUCUCGCUGCUGCUAGCCAGUCAAGUAAAUAUACUUUGGAUACUGCGCGAUCUAAAGGUAGCUCACUGGAAUAUGUUCCCAAGGCUGUAGCACAGACUAAAAAAUACAGUAGCACUGUCACUAACAAUAAAUACGUGAUUGAUGACUCUAAGCCUUCUACAGACUUGGAAUAUGACCCACUUUCAAAUUACUCAGCCAGGCUUCUGAGCAAAGCUACAACAAAGGAGUCAAAGGGGUCUAAAAGAGGUAGGGUCCCUAGUUAUGAGGAAUCUUACUCUCCUUCACGAAAGAAGCUGUGUGAAAUACCUGAUGAAUAUGAAGUCUAUGCCAGGUUCUCCUCCUCUGAAGAUGAGGCUGAUGCAGAAUAUAAGCCAACUUCUGUUAGUUCACAAUCAAAAGCUGGUUCUGAAAGUGAAUCAAACGAUGGAAUAUCCAGCAAAGAGCGGAGCACCAGACUGGAUGACUUUGCUUCUCAGGAUAGCAAAGAAAUGGCAGCACAGUAUGGCAUGGAGGACCUUUCAAGUUCACAGAAAAAACCUGCCAAAAACUUAUCAGACAAGAAUGCAAAAGCAGUGAAAUCAUGUUCUGGUAAGAAUGACCAGGAAACUGAAAAUAAAAACAAAGACUUGAAAGACAAAACAAAGAGGAGGAAAUCAGAUGUUAGUAAAGUGCCUAGCCUCAGUGAGCUUGGUAAGAAAGAGAAAAGUAAAAAUAUGGAAAAAGACAAAAUACUCAAGAAGGAAGAAAAAUUAAAAACAAAGAACGAGGAGAAAAACUGCAAAGAUAAAAGUGUCAAAGUUAAAACUGAUGGGAAUUUAAAGAAACCUGAAAAACAGAAGUCAGAAAAAGUGGAUGGACUUAAGAAAGAAAAAUCCAAGUCUGCCAGCAGUAGUUCAGGGAAAAGCAAGGGUGAGGGCGUCAUCAAAGGCUCUAGCACGGAAAAGCUGGGCAGCAGCAAGAAAGAUUCCAAACUGAAAACAGCCGAUGUGAAAAAUGGUAAGGAAACCUCUGGUCGUAAAAACAAAGACAAAGGGACCAAGACCCCAGCACUGGAACGAAAGAAAGAAAAGGUCAGCUCUGCGGAAAAAGGAGAGCCGAAGAAGAGUCGGAAGCAGCAGAGCCUGAGUCACGUUGACCUGUUUGGAGAUGAGAGCGGGGACGACGAUGACAAAGGCAAACCUGUGCCAUCCGCUUUACUUGACGUGAGCUCAGAUUCGGAUGGUGAUGACUGUGGUUCAAGCUCUCAGAGUGAAAAUGAAGGGACAAAGAAAGUGAAGCGGUCUAAAUUGUCAAAGUCGUCAUCUUCUUCCUCAACAUCUGAUGACAUCGAUUAUUCCGUCCUUGAGAAAGACUUGGACUUAGAGUCAGACCCAAUGGAAGAGUGUCUCAGGAUUUUUAAUGAAUCUACAGAUGUGAAAACUGAAGACAAGGGGAGGCUGGGGAAGCAGCUGUCGAAAGAGGAAGUAAAUGAAGAAAAAACAGAAGAUAAUUUAACUACCUUAUUUCCUGGCCAAAAAAGAAGGAUCUCUCAUCUUGUCAAACAAGGAAAUGCAGAGGUGCCGAGCAAGCCCGUAGUCCGGCCGUACCGUCCGCCCACCGCUCAGGAGGUCUGCUACCAGAGGAUCCAGCUGGCUCAGCAGCAGGCGGCACAGCUGGCUGUGGCAGUUCAAAAGGCAUCCCUUUCUUUGCCAGGAGAAAAGAGGAGGAUUGCUCAUGUGCCAAAUGUAGCCAUUUCCGCAGCAGUCAAACAAAGCCUCGUGAGCGGCAAGAAGGCUGUUGCUGGCAAAAGUGUCACACCUUCCAAUGACUCUGAAGCACCCACCCUUUCUCUGAAGGCUUGCACCUUAGCUGGGAUGGCUUCAAAGACUACCAGCACCACUGUGCAGAAAAGGAUAGCUCACGUUCCCUCCUUACAGAGCGCCAGCUUACAGAGGCCUGUUAUUCCCACAGAAUUUGGUGCUAAAGUCCCAACAAACAUUCGUCAAAGAUAUCUCAAUCUCUUCAUUGAUGAGUGCUUGAAAUUCUGUUCCUCCUCCCAGGAAGCGUUUGACAAGGCUCUGGCAGAAGAGAAGGUAGCUUAUGAACGCAGCACCAGUCGCAACAUCUACCUGAACGUGGCAGUGAACACCUUAAAGAAGCUCCGAAGCCUAGUGCCCAAUUCCCCGUCCAGUACGAACAAGACAAGUAACAAGAAAGUGGUGUCCCAUGAAGCUGUGCUGGGAGGGAAGCUUGCUGCUAAGACCAGCUUUACCCUAAACCGGUCAGGGAGCUUGAGAGCAGAGGAUUUAACAGGAGCUGCCUUGUACCGGCGACUGAAGGAAUAUCUCAUGACUGAGGAGCAGCUAAAGGAAAAUGGUUACCCAAUGCCUCACCCGGAGAAGCCAGGACGGGCCGUCCUCUUCACAGCAGAGGAGAAGAAAACCACUGACUCCUCCUGCAGGAUUUGUUGUCGCUGUGGCACUGAGUACAUGGUCUCAGCCUCUGGAAACUGCAUUCGCAAGGAGGAGUGUGUCCAUCACUGGGGAAGGCUACGCAAGCAGAGAGUGCCAGGUGGAUGGGAAACUCAUUACAGCUGCUGCUCAGGAGCUGUGGGUUCACCAGGCUGCCAGGUUGCUAAACAACAUGUCCAUGACGGGCGGAAAGAGAGCCUUGAUGGCUUUGUGAAGACUUUUGAGAAGUUGCCUACGACUGAUGGUUACCCUGGAAUCUACGCAUUAGACUGUGAAAUGUGCUACACUAAGCAAGGACUGGAGUUGACAAGAGUAACUGUGAUCAACUCUGACCUGAAAGUGGUUUAUGACACCUUCGUCAAACCGGACACCAAGGUGGUGGACUAUAACACCAGAUUCUCAGGUGUGACAGAAGAGGACCUGGAGAACACUAGUAUCACUCUGCGGGAUGUCCAAGCCGUCCUAUUGAACAUGUUCAGUGCAGAUACCAUAUUGAUAGGGCACAGCUUGGAAAGCGAUUUAUUUGCACUAAAGCUUAUCCAUGGCACAGUGGUGGAUACUGCGAUUGUCUUUCCCCACCGGCUGGGUUUACCUUACAAACGGGCUCUCCGGACGCUGAUGGCAGACUACCUCAAGCGCAUCAUCCAGGACAAUGUGGAAGGGCAUGACUCCAGCGAGGAUGCCAGAGCUUGCAUGGAGCUGAUGGUCUGGAAGAUCAAAGAAGAUGCUAAAGUGAAACGAUGACUUGCGCUUUCUCUCUCUCCUGUUCCUCCUCCACCUCUUCGAAGCAGUGCAAUAAAUGCUCAGAGUAACACUGUC